This is a messenger RNA of Miscanthus lutarioriparius, 915 nucleotides long. The record is from the annotation of a GenBank genome assembly. NCBI's taxonomy places the organism in Eukaryota, Viridiplantae, Streptophyta, Magnoliopsida, Poales, Poaceae.
AUGGUACAAACUAUGCCAAUCGUUGAGAAUGCCAUAAAGGAAGUAUGUAUUGCUCUUGUCCCCGAAACCAUGGUCAUUGCUGACCUAGGAUGCUCUUCCGGACCAAACACAUUGCUCUUCAUCUCCAAUGUGAUAAACAUCAUAGCUGGCCAAUGCAGUAAAUCUAUUGGUGAAUGUGAUCCUGUGGAACUUCAGAUCUUCCUUAAUGACCUACCAGGUAAUGACUUCAACCAGCUCUUCAGUUCACUCGAAAAAUUGAACCAAGGUACAAUAGUGGAACAAGUACCUGAAGAACUUCAUGCAAGAAAUGGGACUCUGUUAAACAAAGAUAAUAUUUACAUCACAAAGACCACACCGUCAUUUGUGGUGAAGUGCUUCCAGGAGCAGUUCCAUAAGGAUUUCUCCCUCUUCCUCAAGCUGCGUCAUGAAGAACUUGUAUAUGGAGGGAAAAUGGUUUUAACAUUUGUUGGGAGGAAGGACGAGGAUGUAUAUAAUGGAGACAUGAACCAACUUUAUGGAUUACUUGCAAGAUCAUUACAAUCUCUUGUUGCAAAGGGCCUUGUGGACAAAGAAAGACUAGAAGCUUUUUAUCUACCGCUGUAUGGGCCAUCAAUUUCUGAAGUGAAGGAAAUGGUCUUGGAAAGCCACAUGUUCAAAUUGGAUUACAUCAAAUUAGUUGAGCUAAGUUGGGAUCCUUAUGAUGAUACAGAAGGCGAUGAUGUCCAUGACAGCGUCCGUAGUGGUAUCAAUGUUUCUAAGUUUGUUAGAGCAUUGCUGGAGCCUUUGAUUGCAAGUCAUUUUGGAGAAACCAUACCUGACUUACUGUUUGCAGAUUAUGCAUGUCUCAUGUCCAAGCACCUUGAGCAAGAGAUGUCAAAAUCUGCCUUUAUCAUAAUGUCCUUGAAGAAACUGUAG